This is a messenger RNA of Salarias fasciatus (jewelled blenny), 1674 nucleotides long. RefSeq names its product potassium channel subfamily K member 17-like. Lineage: Eukaryota; Metazoa; Chordata; Actinopteri; Blenniiformes; Blenniidae. The record is from RefSeq and is a predicted model, not a curated record. Gene Ontology annotation, biological process: stabilization of membrane potential; potassium ion transmembrane transport. Gene Ontology annotation, cellular component: plasma membrane. Gene Ontology annotation, molecular function: potassium ion leak channel activity; outward rectifier potassium channel activity. The transcript has 5 exons. The coding region runs from base 159 to 1073 and encodes 304 amino acids.
GUUGGAGUGACUGAAAGUGUAGCGCGGGUGGAGGUUCAUUUGCCUGCAAUGCAAGACUUGGAAGACGAGCAGGUUAACCUCUCCACUCCUCGCCGUCCGCGGGCUGCACAGGUCGAGACGCCGGACCGCUUUAUUCAGGACAGACUCCCGGAGCUCAGAUGGGAAUAAAACAGCUCAGUCUAGAGAGGGUGCCCUCCAUCCUCUUGCUCGGCGUGGUCUACGUGGCCUACGUGCUGAUCGGAGGGGUGAUCUUCUGGAAGGUGGAGGGGGACCUGGGGCGGAAGGACCUCAGCCAGUUACUGAUGAACAAAAACAAGCUGCUUACUACGUACACAUGUUUGAACCAGGAGGGCCUGGAGGCUGUGGCGCAGGUUGUUCAAGACGCAUCAAAGGUGGGCCUCAGUUUGAGAGGCAACUACACCACGGACGGCUUCUGGAAAUUUACCAGCUCGGCUGUGUUUGCUGCAACAGUGGUGACGACUAUAGGGUAUGGAAAUAUGAGUCCCAGUACAAUGACCGGCCAGAUCUUCUGUGUGUUCUUCGCGCUCUUCGGUAUUCCUCUCAACAUGGCCGUGCUCAACAGGGUGGGCAAGUACAUGCUCGCCAUGGAGAGGAAACUGUCCGAUUACAUCAAGGAGAAGACUGGACGGAGAAAGUGCACACGCUUCUUCAUCCACCUGGUGUCUUACCUGUGCGGAACGGUCCUCUUCUUCAUCGUUCCAAUGCUCGUGUUCCAACAGCAUGAGGGCUGGACCUACUCACAGGCCAUCUACUACUGCUUCAUCACCCUCAGCACCAUCGGCUUUGGAGAUUUUGUGGCAGACAGCAAUCCUGAGAAGGUCUACCCAGACUGGUACAGCAUCCUCAUGGCCUGCUGGAUCUUCUUCGGCCUGGCCUGGCUGGCGCUCAUCAUCAACCACUCGCUGGACAUCCUGGAGCGGCUCAACAGCCACUUCAAGCUGCAGUGGCGUGGCGGGAAGCCGGAGGAGCCGGGUUCCGGCAGCGGCGAGGACCACAACCCCGACACGCAGGUAGAGGACGAAGACGAGAUCAAGAAGCCGCCCGUAAACUAGUGACCGGCAGGAAGCGGUGAAGAUGUGAGCGCGGAAUCCUCUGGAUGUUUCUGUGUCAACAGACUAAGUAAUGGUUUGUGAGCUUCGCCACCGUCACUCCUCACUGAUCACUGACUCAUUUUUGCUGAGCCAGGCGUGUUUGUUUGACGGCACCCGCACGCUGUUUAGUCUGCUUCGCAAUCUGUAAGCAUCCCGCUCGAUCUGCCAAGUAGAAAGAAAUACUUAUUAAAAGGCAAAACUUGGAGUGACUAAACUUAAACUGUGUAAAGGAGAGUAAGCAGGCUCAGCCGUCUGCUGGUUAGUGACCUGUGGAAAACUACCAUGAGUCAGUCUUUAUCCACUUAAACCCUCCCAGGACCUUUUUUUCUUUUUUACAGCGAUGGUCAGAAAGUCAGUGAUCUGCCAGCUCGGUGGACAGAGCAGGAUCGCCAAUAAAAAUGAGGGUUAGGUUCAUGUAAAUAAUGUGAUUUCCUUUUCCAUAAUGAAAAUAACUACAUUCCCCACAGAGUUGGAGGCGAUUCUAAUGUCAAUUUUACUAUGACUUGUUAAAAAAAAAAACAAAGGCAUCUUUAAAAGUACAAUUAAUAAAGAUUUAGGUUAG